Struthio camelus australis is the source of this 1176-nucleotide messenger RNA. RefSeq names its product frizzled class receptor 8 (gene FZD8). NCBI's taxonomy places the organism in Eukaryota, Metazoa, Chordata, Aves, Struthioniformes, Struthionidae. Gene Ontology annotation, cellular component: plasma membrane. Gene Ontology annotation, biological process: non-canonical Wnt signaling pathway; canonical Wnt signaling pathway. The record is from RefSeq and is a predicted model, not a curated record. Gene Ontology annotation, molecular function: Wnt-protein binding; Wnt receptor activity.
CGCAUCCGCAGCGUCAUCAAGCAGCAGGGCGGCCCCACUAAGACCCACAAGCUGGAGAAGCUGAUGAUCCGCCUGGGCCUCUUCACAGUGCUCUACACUGUGCCAGCAGCCAGCGUGGUCGCCUGCCUCUUCUACGAGCAGCACAACCGGCCCCGCUGGGAGGCCACACACAACUGCCCCUGCCUCCGUGACCAGCAGCCUGAUCAGGCCCGCCGCCCAGACUAUGCUGUCUUCAUGCUCAAGUACUUCAUGUGCCUGGUGGUGGGCAUCACCUCUGGCGUGUGGGUCUGGUCCGGCAAGACUCUCGAGUCCUGGAGGGCCCUCUGCACCCGCUGCUGCUGGGCCAGCAAAGGUGAUGCUGUGGCAGGGGGCACAGGGGCAGGCACAGGCGUGCAGGCCGCAAUUGCCGCAGCAGGAGGACUUGGGGCCGGAGGCGGUGGCUCUCUCUAUAGCGACGUCAGCACCGGUCUAACGUGGAGGUCGGGCACUGCCAGCUCUGUCUCCUACCCCAAGCAGAUGCCCCUGUCUCAAGUGUGAGGAGGAGGAAAGAGGCCAAAGGUUAGGGAAUGAGGGACACUGGCCUGCCUGAAAUGCCCCCUCACUGUUUGGUGCCAUUAAUGAACCCCUAAUGGUCCCUAUUAGCCACAGCUUGUAUAGAACAAUGCAGCUGGCAGAGGCCCCAGGCUCCAGCCCCCUCCUCCUUCCCCGCCAUUCAAGUGCAGGGAGCAUGUACUUCAAGGAGCCAGCUUAUUAUUUUGCUGGCAGAGGAGGGUAGAGGCUCACCCGUGUCUUGCAGAGGGCAAGGCAAAGCAGCUUCUGAUUCACUCUGGACUAACAGCAACUCUUCAGUCAUGGUAGGGAAGGUCUUCCUCCCUCCCAUGGUGAGGCAGGAGUGCUGGGACUGCAGGUUUUUGGGAUGUUAAUGACCGGGCAAAUGCCUUAUUAUACAGACUGAAUCAAAACAUGUCUUAAUUAUCCACCCCAGAUAAAUACGGGUUUCCUACAUUAAAGGAUGUAUUUAUAUAAUUAUUUGUUACCUUGUACAGAUGUGUAAAAUAUGUAUAUAUCCAAAGCUAUACAGUCUGUAAAUUUUUUUGUAAAAAAGUUUAGAGGCUACCCCUGUAAGAGCAAAUAUGAGUAUUCUAUUUUGUCAAUAAAAUGACUUUUGAUAAUUGA